GUUGCUAGGUAACCAUAUCUCCCAUCACUGCCCCGACUCUGAGCUGGGGAUCCCCAGCCUCUAGCCAUCUUCUGCUCAGUCUCUCAAACACCCACCCUCUGUGGGACCCUGAACGCAAAAGGCGCGGUGAAGCAAGAGUCUCCCGCCCUUGAGCCACCUGUGGCUUUGCCACUCGGUAUUUCACUGUGAAGAGUCAGCUGCCUGGGCAGGUAGGUCACCGCCACCAUGAGUCUGGGCAUCAUGGAGGAGGAAGACUUGGCCGAGUACUUCCGGCUACAGUAUGGAGAGCGGCUGCUACAACUGCUGCAGAAGCUCCCCAAUGUUGAGGAGCAGUCGGAAUGUCCAUCCAUCCGGUUACUGGAGAAGAAAAAAGAGGCCAAGAUCAUGCAUCAUGCUAUGGAGCAGAAGAAAGAGACAUUUCAGCGCAGAAUGGAAACCCUGAACCUGCGCUGGGAGGAACUGGGUGUCAAGGAAGCCCAACUGAAAGCCCACAUCCAGAAGUUUGAACAGUUUAUCCAGGAGAAUGACCAGAAACGGAUCCGAGCCCUGAAGAAAGCCAACAAGGAGCGAGAGCUCAAGAGGCAGCGCAUGCGGGAGCUGGCCAAGGCCAAGCAGGAGAUGACCACCCUGCGGCUAGAGCACCAGAAGCUGACUGUCAAGCUACAGAACUACUCCAUCUUCAACAAGUACCUGGAGAAGGUGGUGGAGAACUCCGAGUUCGAGGAGAUCCAUGAGGUGAUCGCGCGCUACAAGACGCUGGUGAGCAUGCACCACGACCUCAUGCAGUCGGCGCAGGAGGGCCAGGAGAAGAUCGAGCGCGCCAAGGCGCGGCUGGCGCGCUACAUGGAGGAGAAGGACGAUGAGAUCCUGCAGCACAACAACGAGCUGGCGCGGCUACAGAUGCGCUUCGACCGCGCCCGCAGCGACGUCAUUAUCUGGGAAUCUCGCUGGGCGCACAUCCAGAACACCGCUGCCAAGAAGACCCUCCUGCUUGGCACCAUUAAAAUGGCAACACUGAACCUUUUCCAGAUCGUGAGCAAGCAGCUGAAGGAUGCAGCCGGCGUGUCGCUGGAGGACACGCACAAGCAGCUAGACAUGAUCCAGCAGUACAUACAAGACCUGUCAGACAUCUGGGCUGAGGUGAAGAAAAAGGAACAGCAGCAAAUCCGGGUUUAAGGAGGCGUCAUGGUUCCAGAAUGUUCUGAGAUGGAGGUUGUGAGAGAUUAAGCUCCUGGGGAGUUUAGGCAGCCCAGUCCAGCCACUGAGGGCCCCGGUGCUUUUCUACCGGUGAAUGACUACCUGGUUAUUUUCUCCUGGAGCCUCAGUCUAUCCCUGAAAUCAUUAUAUUUUAAACAAA
Otolemur garnettii (small-eared galago) is the source of this 1357-nucleotide messenger RNA. RefSeq names its product coiled-coil domain containing 42 (gene CCDC42). Gene Ontology annotation, biological process: spermatid development. The transcript has 7 exons. Bases 226 to 1176 code for a protein of 316 amino acids. The record is from RefSeq and is a predicted model, not a curated record. NCBI's taxonomy places the organism in Eukaryota, Metazoa, Chordata, Mammalia, Primates, Galagidae.